GCACUCAAUUGCAAUAAAAACUAUGAUUCCAGAAAUAUCAAACAGAGCAGUGUUAUAUUUUUCCAAGGUGAAAACUGUAAUGUUUUUCAGGCGUGGAAAUUCCUUCGGAAAACAGGUAAGUUGAGGAGAAGCCUGACUUUGGUAAAUGCAUUAUUUUCCAGGAGGAAACUAGGGAGUUCGUUUGUUCAGAGUGUGAGUGAAGAAGCUUAUGCAAGUGUUUUGCACUGCGUGCAUUCUAGACCUGGGUACGCUGAAACUGAGUUUGCUGCCAUCCGUAGAUUACUGGAGGGGGUAUUGGCAGAAGAAUUAAGACAAAAUAAUGCUUCUUUCCGCGCAAGAUGCAGGAAGCGACUUGUAAAUUCUACUAUUUUGAAAUGUGCUGAAGCGAGAUUCGAGAAAGCAGCUGCGUCACAAAAUACUUCAUUCCUUUCACAUCCUCCUGGAAGGCCGUCCCUUGCUUCGCACACAGGCUGUUAUUUCCCCUCCGCUUUCCAUGGC
Molecule: messenger RNA, 498 nt
Organism: Porites evermanni
Lineage: Eukaryota; Metazoa; Cnidaria; Anthozoa; Scleractinia; Poritidae
Source: the annotation of a GenBank genome assembly